AGGAAGCUUUUCACUGCAACAACAAUGGCGGAGGGUGAGAUUCAGAAGGUGGAUCCAGAGACAGAGUUUCUAGCGUCGAAGAGAAAGAGCGGUAACGAGUGGGAAACCUUCAAAGAGAACGUGAGGCCAUUGAAGAGGGGACGCAACGUCAACCUCUUGAACCACGCACUCAAGUCUCACACCGACAACAACCUCAAGAAAUCCCUCCUCAACCACCGAAGGAAACUAAUUGAAGCCAUCGAUGAGUACAAAGGCGAAGACCCUCUUCUCCCGUGGUUACAGUGUAUCAAGUGGGUGCAGGAGGCGUUUCCACCAGGUGGAGAUUGUUCGGGUUUGGUUGUGAUUUACGAGCAGUGUGUGCGUGCUUUUUGGCAUUCGGAGCGCUAUAAGGAUGAUUUGCGCUACCUCAAAGUGUGGCUUGAAUAUGUAGAUAAUUGCUUUGAUGCCGAUGUUAUAUAUGCUUUUCUGGAUGCAAAUGAAAUUGGGAAAACUCACUCGGUUUUCUACAUUUCGUAUGCUUUGCACUUGGAAUCUAAGAACAAGUCCAAAGCUGCUAACCAGAUAUUCGAACUUGGCAUAUCUAGGAAUGCUCAACCGGUUGAUAAAUUGAAGGCUGCUUACAGAAAAUUUCUGGCACGCUCAGUGACUAGGCCAAAAGCUACAGAUGAUUCAAUGGAAAAAAUGGCACCUGUGCGUGCCUUUGGAACUCUUCUUGCCAAGGGAGCAAAUCAACGUGAAGGGUUUCUCAGUUCCUAAGAAUAUUUUCAUUCAGAAGUUUUGAUGAUACUCAAUUAUGUUGUUUUCUCUUCAUGUAGAACUCGAGCAGCUCCAAUUUCUAUUUAUAAAGAUUCAGUUGUCAGUGGUGAUACCCUCCCUCAUCAGGCAGACCUAUCCCACUCUUGGCACACACUUGGAGCUCGAGCUGAAAGAAAUAAGGAAAAUAAUGCAAUUCCGGCCAAAUGGAAAUCCUACAAGAUUCCGCAGCGACCUGGGACUAGAACUGGAGGGGGAGCUACUGCAAGUUCCUGUAUCCCGGUGUUUGUUGAUGAAGAAUGUCAAGAACGAAUGAUGGUGCAUGACUGUAAGUCCUCAAGUUUGCAGAUUCGACAGGAGGACGACAUGGACUUAAAAAGGGAAACAGAGCUACUAAGGAAGAAUCCAUUGCGCAACUUUCCUCAAAACAGCCUCCCCAGAUAA
Messenger RNA from Gastrolobium bilobum, 1197 nucleotides. RefSeq names its product mitotic spindle checkpoint protein BUBR1. Gene Ontology annotation, biological process: mitotic spindle assembly checkpoint signaling; meiotic sister chromatid cohesion, centromeric. The record is from RefSeq and is a predicted model, not a curated record. NCBI's taxonomy places the organism in Eukaryota, Viridiplantae, Streptophyta, Magnoliopsida, Fabales, Fabaceae. Gene Ontology annotation, molecular function: protein kinase activity. The transcript is spliced from 11 exons.